Molecule: messenger RNA, 7216 nt
Organism: Cebus imitator (Panamanian white-faced capuchin)
Lineage: Eukaryota; Metazoa; Chordata; Mammalia; Primates; Cebidae
Gene: ACSL4
Product: acyl-CoA synthetase long chain family member 4
Exons: 15
Coding region: 1813-4212 (799 amino acids)
Biological process (GO): long-chain fatty acid metabolic process; neuron differentiation; long-chain fatty-acyl-CoA metabolic process
Cellular component (GO): lipid droplet; endoplasmic reticulum; plasma membrane
Molecular function (GO): arachidonate-CoA ligase activity
Source: RefSeq, a predicted model, not a curated record
CUCUCUCACAGAUAUACACCUACACCUACACAUAUAUCUGUAGCCCAUCUAGAUAUGGAAGGGAAAAAAAUGCCAAGGUGAAGAGUAGGAGUUACCAGAAGCAUUGGCAUGAACAUAUCUGGCCAGUUGUGUUCAGGAGUUUGCAGAUAGUAUCUUGUGACACUUGGAGGCUCCCCAUUAAUUGCCUUUGUCUCAGCUUUCCCAAAAUAUGUUUCACAAUGGAAAUAAUUAACACCCUUAUCACUUUUGUCUCACUCAUCUUACUGAAGCAUAAGCCAAAUAAAUAAAUGAAUGUGGAGGGAGAGAACAGAAUGACAUGUAUUCCCAAUCCUAAUGUGGAGGCAUUAACUCAAGGGGUACUUUCCAUGGCUUCUUGUAUUUGGCUUUGUGUGACUUCCUUCUUUAGGUAGGAAUUCUUUAAUUUCUAAAAUGUCAGACACACUCAAAAUGAAAUGCUAACAAGGAUAAAAUGCAUUUUUGAGUUAUCUGCUGUCUUUAGAAUAUGUGCUCUUCUGUUCUUUGCUAUGGCUAAUAUCUGAGUGUUGACUAUAUGGCCAUAAGAUUUCAAUAUUUAACAGAUUUAUCAGUCUUUGAGUUCUUUAAUUAGAAUCACUUAUAAGGUAUAUUUAGUACUGAAGAGCAGAAUGAGUUUUUUUUUUUUUUAAAUCAUGAUACAAUUUUGUAUUAUGGUGGUCAGGCAGCUGAACUAUAGUCAUUUAAUUGGCCAUUUUAUAAGAAAUGGUUUAAGACUACAUUGUCGAAUAAUUUUUUAACAAUCUGACAUAUUGGAAACAACAUCGACCAAUAACUAACCUAUUAAACUGGUUCCUCCUCUAGCAAAUGGGGAGGGCAGAUCAUGUGGCAAAAGAAAGGCACAGUUGUAAAAUUCUCCUUGUAACAUGAAGAUAUUCCUAUGGAAAAUACUACUGCUGCUUAAAGAUUUUUUGAAACCUACACUCAUGGUUGAAAGCCCUAUGUCGUAUUACUUUAUUAUAAUAAAUAUGUAAGAUGACAGGAGAUAGAUGUAUAACCUAUAGAUAUUUUGUAUAUUCUUCACUUGAACAAAACACAUUUAUUGUAAAAGUUAACUUUAAAUUCUAUAACCCAAUUAUGUUCAGUUAACUUAUGUUAAAAUCAUCUAUAUAUUCCAACAGCGAAAAAGUGCCCAGUAAAUCAGACUUUGUAGAUAAAAUAAAAGUCUGCCCUGCCCCAUGGUGCAAUGGGCAGGUUAAUUUAGCAGCAAGGUUUUAUGUACAGGGACCUGCAGCAGUUACUCUUCAGCAUCAGUUGUACAACAUUGACAUUGUCAUCAUGUUCUCUGCUCCCCUUCUACAGCACUGACCAUUUGUAUUGCUCUCUAAACAUAUAUCACCCAGAAUUUGGUUUUUCUCCCUUUUUCAUUAUGUUUAAUAGUUUGAUUAUAGUAUCAUGCUUGGCCAGUAGGUGUCACUUGUAGCCUGAUUUAUCCUCAAGAUUCCUUUAAAUGUAAGCUUUGGAUUAAAUUAUUCACAGCCAAUUAUUGGAUUAAGUUGUAUACAACCAAUUCCCAACUUUAGAAAGCUACAUAUUUAAAAAUCAAGUGUGUCUUGAUCACUUAAAAUGAGGAAUAGAUGUAUAAUUCUACACAGUGUAUGUGAAGUGUGUAGGGAGCAACAUUGGCUCCUAGAGGUCUGCAUUUUAACAUAUAUAGAUAGGAUGCCAAUUAUAACAUCCUAUGACCUAGAAACAACCUUAUCUGCUGCAUGCCGGGGAUCAUCUUCUUAAGGCGUGAUGGGAGGGAACUCACUCUAGAGCAUUGAAAGUAUUGUCAACAUGGCAGCUGAGGUGCUUUCUUUGCUGGGAAAAGCUGGGAAGAGACUGGCAGAAUGGCGGCUUCAGGAGUUAAUACCUCUCCAGGUGUACUUUAUUGUCGGCUUCCAAAGAUUACUAACUUUUAUCUGUAUCACUAAGAUUGAACUGCCUUGGCUCUACUGCUAUUCUUACUGCUGCUUCCGUUAUUGCCUUCUUCAGCAAAAUAAGGCUUUCAAAAACCAAAGAAUAACAAGAAAUAAGCACCAUUUUAGAAGCCUUUCCACUAUGAAACUUAAGCUAAAUGUGCUCACCAUUAUUUUGCUGCCUGUCCACUUGUUAAUAACAAUAUACAGUGCCCUUAUAUUUAUUCCAUGGUAUUUUCUUACCAAUGCCAAGAAGAAAAACGCUAUGGCAAAGAGAAUAAAAGCUAAGCCCACUUCAGACAAACCCGGAAGUCCAUAUCGCUCUGUCACACACUUCGACUCGCUAGCUGUAAUAGACAUCCCUGGAGCAGAUACUCUGGAUAAAUUGUUUGACCAUGCUGUAUCCAAGUUUGGGAAAAAGGACAGCCUUGGGACCAGGGAAAUCCUAAGUGAAGAAAAUGAAAUGCAGCCAAAUGGAAAAGUUUUUAAGAAGUUAAUUCUUGGGAAUUAUAAAUGGAUGAACUAUCUUGAAGUGAACCUCAGAGUGAACAACUUUGGUAGUGGACUCACUGCACUGGGACUAAAACCAAAGAACACGAUUGCCAUCUUCUGUGAGACCAGGGCUGAAUGGAUGAUUGCAGCACAGACCUGCUUUAAGUACAACUUUCCUCUUGUGACUUUAUAUGCCACACUUGGCAAAGAAGCAGUAGUUCAUGGGCUAAAUGAAUCUGAGGCUUCCUAUCUGAUUACUAGUGUCGAACUUCUGGAAAGUAAACUUAAGACUGCAUUGUUAGAUAUCAAUUGUGUUAAGCAUAUCAUUUAUGUGGACAAUAAGACUAUCAAUAAAGCAGAGUACCCUGAAGGAUUUGAGAUUCACAGCAUGCAAUCAGUAGAAGAGUUGGGAUCCAACCCAGAAAACUUGAACAUUCCUCCAAGUAGACCAACACCUUCAGACAUGGCCAUUGUUAUGUAUACUAGUGGUUCUACUGGCCGACCUAAGGGAGUGAUGAUGCAUCAUAGCAAUUUGAUAGCUGGAAUGACGGGCCAAUGUGAAAGAAUACCUGGACUGGGACCAAAGGACACAUAUAUUGGCUACUUGCCUUUGGCUCAUGUGCUAGAAUUGACAGCAGAGAUAUCUUGCUUUACCUAUGGCUGCAGGAUUGGAUAUUCUUCUCCGCUUACACUCUCUGACCAGUCCAGCAAAAUUAAAAAAGGAAGCAAAGGAGACUGUACUGUACUGAAGCCCACACUUAUGGCUGCUGUUCCGGAAAUCAUGGAUAGAAUUUAUAAGAAUGUUAUGAGCAAAGUCCAAGAGAUGAAUUAUAUUCAGAAAACUCUGUUCAAGAUAGGGUAUGAUUACAAAUUGGAACAGAUCAAAAAAGGAUAUGAUGCACCUCUUUGCAAUCUGUUACUGUUUAAAAAGGUGAAGGCUCUGCUGGGAGGUAAUGUCCGCAUGAUGCUCUCUGGAGGGGCCCCGCUAUCUCCUCAGACACACCGAUUCAUGAAUGUCUGCUUCUGCUGCCCAGUUGCCCAGGGUUAUGGACUGACAGAAUCAUGUGGUGCUGGGACAGUUACUGAAGUAACUGACUAUACUACUGGCAGAGUUGGAGCCCCUCUUAUUUGCUGUGAGAUUAAGCUAAAAGACUGGCAGGAAGGCGGUUAUACAAUUAAUGACAAGCCAAACCCCAGAGGCGAAAUCGUAAUUGGUGGACAGAACAUCUCCAUGGGAUAUUUUAAAAAUGAAGAGAAAACAGCAGAGGAUUAUUCUGUGGAUGAAAAUGGACAAAGAUGGUUUUGCACUGGUGAUAUUGGAGAAUUCCAUCCCGAUGGAUGUUUACAGAUUAUAGAUCGUAAGAAAGAUCUAGUGAAGUUACAAGCAGGAGAAUAUGUAUCGCUUGGGAAAGUGGAAGCUGCACUGAAGAAUUGUCCACUUAUUGACAACAUCUGUGCUUUCGCCAAAAGUGACCAGUCCUAUGUGAUCAGUUUUGUGGUUCCUAAUCAGAAAAGGUUGACACUUUUGGCACAACAGAAAGGUAUAGAAGGAACUUGGGUUGAUAUCUGCAAUAAUCCUGCUAUGGAAGCUGAAAUACUGAAAGAAAUUCGAGAAGCUGCAAAUGCCAUGAAUUUGGAGCGAUUUGAAAUUCCAAUCAAGGUUCGAUUAAGUCCGGAGCCAUGGACCCCUGAAACCGGUUUGGUAACAGAUGCUUUCAAACUGAAAAGGAAGGAGCUGAAGAACCAUUACCUCAAAGACAUUGAACGAAUGUAUGGGGGCAAAUAAAAUGUUGCUCUUUUAUUGACACUUGUGCAGGAGGUAGCCUGGUGGUUUUUCACUUCUAGAGUUUUAAGCCUUUGUUGAGCUGUCUGUUAGAAAGCAAGGUAUAUUAUUCUAAAGAUACAGUAAAAAGAAAACAAAACCAAAAGUGAUUAAAGUUGUUGUCCAAUUUACUUUAACUUAGUUUUGCAUAGUUCUAGUGCAACUGAAAUUGAAAAGUUAUUUCCCUUUAGCUGUGUUAUUAUAGAGCAGAAAUUCUGUUUUUAAAAAUUAGCCUAAGAUAUAUUUGUUUUUGUAAAGAAAAAUAUUUACCGUUGAACAAAAUAAAUUGGAGUUGGAGUAGAAUGUAGUUUGAGGAAAUUUGCAGCUUCUAAUGCCUCUUGUCUUCCUAUUUCAGAAGGAGUUUAAAUAUUAAGCAUGACAGAAAAUAUGUAUUAACACUACUCAAAGCAAAAGUGCUGCAGAGCUUGAAAAUUCUCUUCCAACUAUUUAUCUUGAAGGAAGAAUUCAAUAGUAAUAUAAUACACAAAAUCAAAUAAUACCUUAGAAGGUAUUAAGAUUAUAAUUGUUGCAUAGGUUAGAUAUAGAGUCAUUGUAACAUUGUGAAUAAUUACAGUGCCUAAAGUAAGAAUAAAACAACAUAUACAACACCAAAAAAUAUCUAGUAAUAUAUUUAAAGGGAAAUUGAGCUGCUCUUUUGAAACUUUGAGUUCUAAAAAUAACUGUAAUUAUUUGAAUGACUUAAGAGGAAAGUACAUUUUGUAAAAUGCUGAAAAUUAUCUUUUUAUGUUUAUUCAAACUGAAAAGCUGAGACCAAGAGCAAAAAGAUAGGAAAGUAAUAAAAAUUUAACAGGCAAACAUUUUCUCUUAGAAAAGAGAUAAAAUCAUAAGUAUUUGGAAUUAGAACUCUUACACAUCACUGAACAUGGGAAAGAGAUUUAAACUCUGAAUUUAUCUUUGAUAACAGGGAUUGAUUUUAAAAUGUACUUGUAUUAAAUUACAUUUGUAAUUUAAGGUCUGUUUGCUGUUGCUGAUUUGAUUGUUGGUCAGUAGUUUGCAUUUCAGAAAGCCUUUCAUUUUGCUUUAAUUUUAGCAAAGCGGGUUAUAAUGAAUAACUUCCCCAAUAUCUUGCUCAAACUUACAGGUGAUUAACUUGGAUGAGUUUUGUGAAGUUAAAGGGAAGAACACUGUUAUCAUUUUUUCCUGUUUGGAAAGAGUUUAGAAACUGGAAAUAGUAGAAUUGGGAUAAGGGCAGAGUUACUUGAUAAGGCACUGAUGUUUGUGCAGUAACUUGGAGUGUGGUUUCUUUUUGAAUCUUUAAUGACAACCUGGGAUUAUAUAUCCCUGAUAGAUAUUCACACUUGAAACAUAGUUACUGUAAAAUGCAAAAAUUCUUAAUACUGUUAUUCUUUGCACUUUUUCUUAAUCAUUUUAUAUAUAUGCAUAUAUAUAUAUAUAUGUUGCUUACGUUCUUUUGUACAGAUGUGAACCACCAUUGCAACAAAAUAAAUUCUUUUUGCUCUAAAAUAUUUAUAAAGAAAAUACUUAAGUGUUAUAUAUGUGGUGGUAAUAAGGGAAAAAUCAAGUAUUAUAAACAAGAAUGAAGGUUUUUAUAAAGAUUUCUGUUGAGUGUUUUGCAAGUUAAAAUUCUAGGAAAGUUUUCCCUGAAGUUAUGUGUAUGUGAGAAUUCUCAUUCCUCCCAACUUGGCUUUGAAGAGUGAAAAACCGUUAUCAGGCAGACUAUUAUUCCGCUUCUAUUCCUGCCCUGCUGUGUAUCCCUUAAGAAUGAGUUUCUUGGACUUUUCCAAUAUGUGAUUUUUCCCCCCAUUUAGAAUGGUGAUUUUAAGGUGUGAGUGCAUGCACUAUCUUAUCUCAGAUAUUUGCACCCCCAAUCCGCCCCCAUCUCCCGAAAGCUAGAACACUGCCAACUGAUCUGUUAUAUAGGUCCUUUAGAAACACAUAAUUAACACUUAAGGUUGGGUGCUGCUAAUUCUUUGCGAAAAUCCAAAUAUUAAGGGACCAGGGAGAUGCCACUACCCCUUGAUUUUCCAUAUAAAAAUAUACAUGUUUAUGUAAACAAAUCUUUCCAUAUUCAUAGUGACUUUUCAAGUACUUGAGCCUAAAGAUUUUGAUCUCACAUUUUUAUAACUGUUUAAAUUGUCACAAUUAUUACAUACAUGUCAGCCAUCAACUAAAGUUGUACUUCAAAAAUUUACAACAGUAUGUGCAUUUCUAAGUCAAACACUUGUGACUUUUGCUUUAAUUCCAUGAAUGUUCCUGCCUCCUUGAUAUCUGUAUUUAUUCUUUUUUUGUCUAGAGUGGAGGAAUAAUUGUGUGACAUUUCAGAAAUAUGGAUAAAUGAUUCAAAAAGUCAUAGUUAAGGAGAAUAAUAUUUCUUUGAUCGUGAAUAACUGAUUAGUAAUUCUUGCGUAUAUUUUCCUGAUAGCAUAUGACAAAUGUUUCUAAGGUAACAAGAUGAGAACAGAUAAAGAUUGUGUGGUGUUUUGGAUUCGGAGAGAAAUAUUUUAAUUUUUAAAUGCAGUUACAAAUUAUGAUGUAUUCAUUUUUGUACUUUCUGUUAAAAUGCAUGAUUAUAGAAUUGUUUAGAUUUUGUGUUUAUUCUUGAUGAAAAGCUUUGUUUGUUCUUAAGUUUGCACUCAAAUCUUAAGAAAUAAAUUCACCCAUGUUAUCAAGCCAAUUUGAACUUCAUUAUGCAUUGAGAUAAAAUCUGCAGGCUUGAAGAUUAUUAACCAAACUUUUAAACACAUAAUUUUAAAGUACUCAUCUCUGGGUUUAUGGAAUUGCAUUAAGGAUUUAAACCAGCUUGUAUAGUCCCAUUUGUAAUAUUGAUAUUUUGGAACAAAACAUAUUCAUGUUGUGUGGAUUAUUAGUAGGUGCUACCAAAUUAUAACUGUUGCUUUUAGGCUAAUUAAUAUUUUAGAGAGAAAUUGAUUUCAGUUAUAUCAGGGUGUGUAUAAAAUGGCAUUAAAAGCUCUAUUUCCUGGCUUUG